Messenger RNA from Gavia stellata (red-throated loon), 2712 nucleotides. RefSeq names its product MINDY lysine 48 deubiquitinase 4 (gene MINDY4). Gene Ontology annotation, biological process: protein K48-linked deubiquitination. Gene Ontology annotation, molecular function: K48-linked deubiquitinase activity; cysteine-type deubiquitinase activity. The record is from RefSeq and is a predicted model, not a curated record. The transcript has 18 exons. Bases 141 to 2429 code for a protein of 762 amino acids. NCBI's taxonomy places the organism in Eukaryota, Metazoa, Chordata, Aves, Gaviiformes, Gaviidae.
CCUGCCGCUGCCAUCCGGCCGCCGCUGCUCCAGGACUGCGGUGGUUAACAGCCGCACCGAAGAGCUGCAAUGUCGGCAGAAUUGAAUGAUUUGUUAGAUGAAGUAAAGAAUACGCCCCCUAAACACACUUUGGGCUAAAAAUGGACAACUCCUUUGUGGAAGAAGUGGCUGCAUCACUGGUGAGAGAAUUUCUCAGUAGAAAGGGUUUGAAGAAAACCAUCACUACCAUGGACCGCGAGCUUCCACGUUCUGCACUUAGCAUCAAUAACAGGAACGAACUUCGAAAUGUCCUACAUCUGCACUCCCUGUACAAACAGAACAAGGCAAAAGAGAACCCACUGAAAACACUUCUUGAAAUUAUUACCAACUACUUCCUUGAGCACCGUGGGACUUCCAGAAGCAUCAGUUCAAGUUCUGCUCUGUCAGCUCCUCAAAGAAAGAGCUCAACAUCUCAUCCACCCGACAUCUCGGAUGAAGAUCAUGUGCAUGGGAGUGCCAUUAUGCUCAGUGAAAGCGAAACUCAAGCCUACAGAUAUGAUGUUGAGAAUCCACUAGAUAAAAUCCUUCCAUCCAGAAGACAUCAGCACAAAAGUGAAAAAUGCCACACAGGGGCAAUACACAACAGCCAUUUACCCUCUGAGGGGGAUAAGAAGUUAAAAGAUAGUCGAGAAGAUUUAAAAGCAGCAGCAAUUUCUGAGGAGCUGAAAUCCACAGUGAAGGAGAAGCCAAGGCCCAGGUCUGGUCUCAUUGUCAGAGGAAUGAUGGCUGGACCAGUAGCAAGUUCACCAGAGGAUCUGCAAAAAAGGAGGCUUUCAAAACGAUCCACUAGCAUAAGCAGCACAGCACAGUUCAAGGGUGAUGAACAUGAAGAAAAUGACUGGAGUGUCCCAAAUACUGAUUUUCAAGAAAGCAAAGGAUCUUCAACACAAGUAAAUACGGAGUUUGCAUCAAAGACUAUGUCAAGCUCACACACAAGUUCAGCCUCUGAAAAACUAAGAAGCAUCCCCAAAGAUACAGAUGACUUUUUUGCCAAACUGUUGUCUGAAAGAGACAGGACCAAGACAGAAGAUAGAAAAUCAGUUCCAAGCUUUGGUACAGACAGCAAUGAAAAAAGCCUUAAAGAGUGUGUCCCUCACAGACAUUCAGGGACUGGAAGAGAGAAGAGAGAAAGAUCUCUCAAGAAAAAUGAGAGUUGGUUGUCCGACCACAGGUUGUCAGGCCACAGGAAGUCUCCAACGUCCACUUGCUAUAAAGAAGACCAGAUGAAAGAUGUCCUAGAAUUAGUUGAUAUUGAGGAUGAAGAAACAACUGGAGAAGUUAGUAAGAACCCGGAUCUUUCAACACUGUAUAUGCUUCAAGUAGUAUCAAAGGCAAUUGAUAUUUCUCUUGCAAAAGAAUUAAAAAAUCUUUUGUUUGGCUCUAGUAUUUGUUGCUUCAGUGAAGAAUGGAAAAUACAGAGUUUUACAUUUAAUAACAUACCACAGUUAAAAUACGGCAUUGUGCAAAAAAAGGGUGGCCCAUGUGGAGUACUGGCUGCAGUUCAAGCUUGUGUUCUACAACAGCUUAUUUUUGCAGACAGUAACAGGAAUAAAGACACUCGUUGUCUUCAGCCUUCGGAAGUUCACAGGACCAAAUGCCUCACCAUGGCUAUUGCAGACAUAUUGUGGCGUGCAGGAGGCAAUGAAAAAGCAAUUGUGGCACUGCCGUCAGGAAGACAGCAGUUCACUCCCAUAGGAAAAUACAAGGCAGAUGGAAUCUUAGAAACACUAAUACUACAUAGUGCCACAAGAUACGAAGAUCUGAUUGUAUUUCUUCAGCAGAAUAUUCACCAGUUUGAAAUUGGUCCCUGUGGGUGCAUCCUUCUGACUGUGUCUGUCAUCUUAUCAAGAUCUAUCAAUCUGGUGCGCAAUGAUUUUGAUGUGCUUACAAACCGAUUGAUUGGCAGCCAUGGCUAUUGUACUCAGGAAUUGGUGAACUUGCUUUUGACUGGCAAAGCUGUGUCCAAUGUUUUCAACGAUGUGAUAGAGCUGGACUCUGGAAAUGGCAAUAUCACAAUUUUGAAAGGUAUCACUAGCCGCAGUGAUAUUGGUUUGCUGUCUCUCUUCGAGCACUAUGAUGUUUGCCAGGUUGGGUGUUACUUGAAGACCCCUAAAUACCCAAUUUGGUUGGUAUGCAGUGAAAGCCACUUCAGUGUGCUCUUUUGUUUGGAAAAGGAUUUACUGGGUGACUGGAAAACAGAGCGGAGAUUUGAUCUAUAUUAUUAUGAUGGCUUGGCCAACCAGGAAGAAGAAAUACGGUUAACGGUUGACACAACUCAGAUGUGCGCUGAAGAUAAAGAAAAUGACCUUACUCCUCCACUUGAGCACUGUAUUAGGACAAAGUGGCAAGGAGCUGUUAUUGACUGGAAUGGCACAGAACCAAUCUUGUGACUGACCUGACCUGCACUUUAUUUGUAAAGACAGAAAGGAAAUGACUGAAUUAGCACAUUCCUAUUCCCACCAAUACAGGAAAUAGGACAAGAGUUGUGCAGUUUACAAUGAGGAAGAAUGACAUGGUUUGCAGGCUGGAAGAGUUUCACCUCAAUCACCUCAUGCUUCAGAUAUUUUGCUUAUAAUAUAAACAACAUUUACGUAAAUUCCUUGUCACUGCCUUUAACAUACAGCUUGUGAGAGUAGACUGAGUUUCCACCACCAAAUCAAGGUUACAGAUGAA